This is a messenger RNA of Cottoperca gobio, 1293 nucleotides long. RefSeq names its product calsequestrin 2 (gene casq2). NCBI's taxonomy places the organism in Eukaryota, Metazoa, Chordata, Actinopteri, Perciformes, Bovichtidae. The record is from RefSeq and is a predicted model, not a curated record. Bases 1 to 1293 code for a protein of 430 amino acids. The transcript is spliced from 11 exons. Gene Ontology annotation, biological process: regulation of cardiac muscle contraction by regulation of the release of sequestered calcium ion. Gene Ontology annotation, cellular component: sarcoplasmic reticulum lumen; Z disc. Gene Ontology annotation, molecular function: calcium ion binding.
AUGCUCUCCCUGUGCUUGUUCCUGCUCCCUUGCCUGAGCCUCGUGCCUCUGGCCCCGGCUGCGAAGGGACUGGAGUUCCCUCAGUAUGACGGGAAAGACCGCGUCCUAGACAUCAAUGACAGGAACUACAAGAAAGCCUUGAAGAAGCACAGCAUGGUAUGCAUGUUCUACCAUGGGCCCAUACCAGACAGCAAGGAGCAGCAAAAACAACACCAGAUGACAGAGUUGGUGCUGGAGCUUGCAGCUCAGGUCAUGGAGGAGAAGGACAUUGGGUUUGGAAUGGUCGACUCCCACAAAGAUGCAAAGGUCGCAAAGAAACUGGGCCUGAAGGAGGAGGGCAGUGUGUACGUUUUCAAGUCCGAUCGAGUAAUCGAGUUUGACGGCUUGCUCUCGGCUAACAUUCUGGUGGAGUUCUUGUUGGAUCUGUUGGAGGAGCCAGUGGAGGUGUUAGAAAAUGCUCUGGAGCUGAGAGCUUUUGAUAAGAUGGAGGAAGACAUCCGCCUCAUUGGCUACUUCAAGACCGAGGACUCUGAGCACUAUGAAGCAUUUAAAGAAGCUGCAGAGCAGUUUCAGCCCUAUGUCAAGUUCUUUGCCACAUUUGAGAAAUCUGUGGCCAAGGAGUUGACUCUAAAAAUGAAUGAGGUGGAUUUCUAUGAGCCCUUCAUGGAGGAGCCAGUCACCAUCCCGGGCAAACCUCACUCUGAGGAGGAGCUGGUGGAAUUCAUAACUAAACACAGACGAGCAACUUUGAGAAAGCUGCGUGCAGAAGACAUGUUUGAGACCUGGGAGGAUGACAUCGACGGCAUCCACAUUGUGGCUUUUGCAGAGGAGGAGGAUCCUGAUGGUUUUGAGUUCUUGGAGAUCCUGAAGGAGGUUGCAAGAGACAACACCCACCUACCUGACCUCAGCGUCAUCUGGAUUGAUCCUGAUGACUUUCCCCUGCUGAUCCCCUACUGGGAGAAGACCUUCAAGGUGGACCUGUUCAGACCACAGAUUGGAGUCAUCAACGUUACUGAUGCUGACAGCGUGUGGUUGGAGAUGGACGACGAGGAGGAUCUGCCCACCGCCCAGGAGCUGGAGGACUGGAUCGAGGAUGUGCUCUCUGGCAAAGUCAACACUGAGGAUGAUGAUGAUGAUGAAGAUGACGAUGAUGAUGAUGAUGAUGAUGAUGACGACGAUGAUGAAGAUGACGAUGAAGAUAAUGAUGAGGAGGAUGAUGAUGAUGAUGAUGACGAUGAAGAUGAUGAUGAUGAUGAUGAUGAUGAUGAUGAUGAUGAUGAUGAUGAUGAGUAA